Molecule: messenger RNA, 3014 nt
Organism: Cucumis melo (muskmelon)
Lineage: Eukaryota; Viridiplantae; Streptophyta; Magnoliopsida; Cucurbitales; Cucurbitaceae
Product: inactive leucine-rich repeat receptor-like serine/threonine-protein kinase At1g60630
Exons: 4
Coding region: 701-2683 (660 amino acids)
Biological process (GO): protein phosphorylation
Molecular function (GO): protein binding; protein kinase activity; ATP binding
Source: RefSeq, a predicted model, not a curated record
UUUUUACCAAUCGGAGCCUUUUUUUUCCUUUUCCCAUUCAAUUCCUUCACCAAUUUCCUGAGUCUGUCUCCCUCCCUCCCUCUCUCUCUCUCUCUCUCUCUCUCUCUCUUGAAUUAUUACUACUGUCACGCAGGCUCAGUACAGAGAUCCAUCCAUGGCAAUCCCCCCAUUUCUUCAAUCUCCAAUUAUAACCCCUCUGUUUCCUAUUCCUUUCCCCCUCCCAAUCCUAUUCCUCAAACAACUCACCACAUUUUGAUCCAUCUACAACUUUCCACCGUCGGCAAAGACAAUGCAACCUUCUUAAUCGACGGAAAUGGAGUUCGUUGGUAUUGCAGUUUGGAACUCGCUUAUUUCAUUAGGUUUUUGAAUAAAGAAAUUGGAUGCGAAUCAUGGGGAGGAGAGAAGAAUCGCUUAAUUUUUCGUCUGCGAGUUCACGUGAAGGUUUUGUCACGAUGUCCGUGAGUUUUUACAACUGAUUGAGUGUCUCCAGUUGGUGUUUUCCCGAGGGCGUCGCCAUUGGAGAGCAUCUUGUUCGUAACUACAUGUCUACAGAAGACGAGACUGAGCUCCAAGAGGCACUGUGUUGAAUAACAAGGAUUCAUCGGCGGGUAGAUGAAUCAAAGGGGAAUAUUUCUUGCUCUGAAGAUUUCUAUAUUCUCUACUUUGCAUUUGAGAUCGUGAUUUCAAGGUUUUCCCUGGGAUGGAACUUUUGGUUUUGAGGUAUUUUUCUUUGUUCUUCGUCUUGUCGGUUUGUGUACUGCAUUUGGUUCGAGCUGGAGAUGCAGAAGCUCUGUUAGAAUUGAAAGAAUCUCUUCACGCUGGGAACUCGCUUCCAUGGCGAGGAAGGUCUUUCUGCCACUGGCAAGGAGUUAAAGAAUGCGCGAAUGGGCGGGUAACUAAGCUUGUUUUGGAGCAUCUAAAUCUAUCUGGUGUUCUUAACCACAAGAUUUUGAAUCGUUUAGAUCAGCUUCGUGUUCUCAGUUUCAAAGGAAAUUCGCUUUCCGGUCAAAUCCCUGAUCUCUCGGGUCUCGUUAAUCUAAAAUCCCUCUAUCUAAGCGACAACAACUUUUCCGGCGAGUUUCCGAGUUCCAUCUCCAAUCUCCACCGCUUGAAGGUCGUCGUUCUUUCCGGUAACAAAAUAUCUGGUCCCAUUCCAGAAACAUUGCUUAAACUCCGGCGUCUCUAUGUUCUACACUUGCAAGACAACCAACUCACCGGCUCCAUCCCUCCUUUCAACCAAACCAGUCUUCGAUUCUUCAAUGUCUCUAACAACCACCUCUCGGGCGACAUCCCAGUAACCCCCACCUUAGCCCGAUUUAAUGUCUCGUCAUUUUCCGGCAACCUAGAACUUUGCGGAGAACAAGUUCAAAACCCUUGUGGAAAUAUUUCCGUUGCGCCAUCAUUAAGUCCCUCUUUUCCACUAAUCCCUGGCUCAAGCUCGUCUUCAAGACGACACAAAUUGGUCAAGAUAAUAGCUGGAAGUGUUGGUGGGUUUGUUGGGUUGUUGUUAAUCAUUCUUUUACUAUGUAUGAUUUGCAAAUGUAGGGAAAGAAAAAGCCUAUCGGAGGUUAGAAACAAAGGAAUUGGAGAGAAGGGGGUGGAGGAAACACCUGGAACUGCCGGAGGUUGCGGUGGUGGUGGCGGAGGAGGUAAUAACGGGGGAAAACAAGGGGGGUUUUCGUGGGAAAGUGAAGGACUAGGGAGUCUAGUGUUCUGCGGAGCAGGGGAUCAGAAAAUGACUUAUAGUUUGGAAGAUUUGUUGAAAGCUUCGGCGGAGACUUUGGGCAGAGGGACCAUUGGAAGCACAUACAAAGCAGUAAUGGAAUCUGGGUAUAUUGUGACAGUGAAGAGGCUGAAGGAUUCAAGGUACCCACGAGCAGAGGAAUUCGGACGGCAGAUGGAGGUUCUUGGGCGGCUCAGACACCCUAAUUUGGUCCCUCUUAGGGCAUAUUUUCAGGCCAAGGAGGAACGCUUGCUCGUAUACGAUUAUUUCCCCAAUGGCAGUCUCUUCUCUCUCAUCCAUGGAUCAAGAACUUCUGGCGGAGGAAAGCCUCUUCAUUGGACAUCCUGCCUAAAAAUCGCGGAAGACUUGGCCAAUGGUUUGCUCUACAUCCACCAGAACCCAGGCUCAACGCAUGGAAACCUCAAAUCCUCAAACGUACUAUUAGGAUCUGAUUUCGAAUCCUGUCUUACUGAUUACGGUCUUAACUUAUUCCGAGAUCCCGACUCGCUCGAAGAACCCAGUGCAACGUCACUCUUUUACCGAGCUCCCGAAUGCCGCGACAUACGUAAGCCAACCACCCAACAAGCAGAUGUCUAUAGUUUUGGUGUUCUUCUAUUGGAGCUUCUCACAGGCAAAACACCAUUCCAAGAUCUUGUUCAAGAACACGGUUCUGACAUUCCCAAGUGGGUUAGUUCAGUUAGAGAAGAGGAGACAGAGUCUGGGGACGAUCCCACGUCUGGGAACGAGGCGUCAGAAGAGAAACUUCAAGCUCUUUUGAAUAUAGCAAUGGCUUGUGUUUCGCUUAUGCCUCAAAACCGACCGACAAUGAGGGAAGUACUAAAGAUGAUAAGAGAUACAAGAGCCGAGGCUCAAAUCUCAUCCAACAGUAGUGAGCAUUCACCGGGGAGAUGGUCUGAUAUUGUGCAGAGUUUGCCAAGGGAAGAACAUUUAAGCAUUUGAGUGGCUGCCAAAACUUCUUACAAGCUUGCAUUUUGAUUAUUAUGGUUGUGUUAUUGAGUUUCAUUUUUAAGGCAUCUUUCAUUAUUCUUCAAUUAGGGGUGGUAACCAAAGUGAUUUGGGUUCAGUAGCAUUGACAUGACCUUCAACCAUUCGAUUCUCCCCUGCAAUUGUUGUUGUACCAAAAGAAAUUAGGGAUGGUAGAAAGAGUGUAAAGUUAGAUAUUGUUGUUGGAGGUUUCUUUCUUUCGGCUAGUUUGAACUGAAAAUGUAGUGCUUUUAGGUGAUUCGAUGUCAUUAAUUCAACCCAAGUUAUGUGCUUUAUAUUGUUCAAA